Molecule: messenger RNA, 1443 nt
Organism: Quercus lobata
Lineage: Eukaryota; Viridiplantae; Streptophyta; Magnoliopsida; Fagales; Fagaceae
Gene: HEMD
Product: uroporphyrinogen-III synthase family protein
Exons: 10
Coding region: 41-976 (311 amino acids)
Biological process (GO): uroporphyrinogen III biosynthetic process
Cellular component (GO): chloroplast
Molecular function (GO): uroporphyrinogen-III synthase activity
Source: RefSeq, a predicted model, not a curated record
CUGUCUCAAAACGGAUCUUCUCUGCGCAACACGUUUCCAAAUGGCUCAUCAAGUUUCUCUCUCCUCGCUCUCUCUCUCUUCUCCUCCUUCAACUUCUGCUGCUGCUGCUGCUUCUUCUUCUUCUUCUUCUUCUUCGCAUUGUUCACAACGACGAAGAAUCUUUCUCUCUACGCUCAGAUUCGAAGCUGCUUCGUCUUUGUCAACUUCUACUCCGAAUUCGAAGGCGAAGGUCGUGGUGACCAGAGAGCGUGGCAAGAAUGGCAAGCUCAUCAAAGCUCUGGCCAAACAUGGGAUCAACUGUCUGGAGCUUCCCCUCAUUCAGCAUACACAGGGACCUGAUCUAGAUAGGCUUUCUUCUGUAUUAAAUGCAGACGCUACAUUUGACUGGAUAGUCAUAACUUCCCCUGAGGCGGGUUCAGUCUUUUUGGAGGCAUGGAAGGCUGCUGGGACCCCAAAUGUUAAGGUAGGUGUUGUGGGAGCUGGUACAGCGAGCGUUUUUGAGGAAGUAAUGCAGUCCUCAAAGCAAUCACUCAGCGUUGCCUUUGCUCCCUCUAAAGCGACAGGUAAGGUUCUAGCUUCUGAGCUUCCAAAGAAUGGACAAAAAUGCAGAGUCCUAUAUCCUGCUUCUGCAAAAGCUAGCAGUGAGAUUGAGGAAGGAUUGUCUAAUCGUGGAUUCGAGGUCACAAGGCUAAAUACAUAUACGACGGUACCAGUCCAUGAUGUUGACCAAAUGCUUUUACAGCAGGCACUUUCUACUCCUGUUGUUGCAGCUGCCUCGCCUUCUGCAGUUCGUGCCUGGAUCAAACUUAUUUCAAAUGCAAAGGGGUGGAACAAUUCAGUUGCCUGUAUUGGUGAGACAACUGCUUUGGCUGCGAAAAGAUUAGGCCUGCAAAAUGUGUACUACCCAGCUCAACCUGGUGUUGAAGGGUGGGUUGGUAGCAUCCUUGAAGCCUUGGAAGCACAUGAUCAUUUCUAGGUCAUUUUAUCUAGCCUUUCCCCAGGAUGCAAGCAGACAAAGAGGCAACAUGUUCAGGAUUAUGUCAGCGCCUCAUAGACACAAAUAUUGCAGCUUCUGUGCAAACUAGCUGCAAAACAGAGAUUAAUCUUUUGCAAGCAGUUUAAGGGAAUGGUAUAAGACUCUUGGACACCCUGACGAGACCAUAUUAAAUAGGCAAAAAUUUCUUCUGAGGUUAGUCAAGAGAAUAUCCGGAUAUUCUGACAAGGAAAGCCGUCCAUUUUCACAUCAAACCUGACAUCAGCUAUGUUGACAAUGAAUUUGUCUUGCUGCUACUUCAUGAACACUGAUUACUCAUAUAAAUUUUUAUUAGGUAUGAAGUUGUGACUAUUGUUUUUGUUCAUUUAAUAGGAUGUGUCAUACCUUUGUACAUUACAUUUUUAUAGUGGAAGCUCAAUUUAUAAGAAAAGAAGCUCUUUUACGCCUUA